Molecule: messenger RNA, 249 nt
Organism: Penicillium chermesinum
Lineage: Eukaryota; Fungi; Ascomycota; Eurotiomycetes; Eurotiales; Aspergillaceae
Exons: 1
Coding region: 1-249 (82 amino acids)
Source: RefSeq, a predicted model, not a curated record
AUGUGCUACAAAGUCGUCGAACGCUACUCUGUCUGCAAGUGCGUCUACUUCCAACACUCCGUCGACCCCUGCCAGGCCUACGGCCAACGUGGCCACACCGUCCAGGAAAAGACCGUGCUAGUCGGCUACGCCUGCCCACGUCACUCCGCUAAUGCAUCCCCCCGCUUCUCCUACCGCUGGCCGCUGGCCGGAUUCGGGGUACUCCAGUUCAAAGGGUUCGUACCGUUGAUGUUUCCCUCUUCGCUCUAG